GGCCGGGUCGCGGACCGCCGGAGACGGCGGCGGGGGGCCCGCGGCAACGCGCCGCUGCGGGCGGCCGGCGGGGAGCGUGGCUCGCUGCUGCCGCCGCCGAGCGACGGCGCCACCCGGUCGUGCGGGGACGAGAGCCGGGGCCAGCUGGGCCGGAAGGGCGCGGGGCGCGGGGCGGGGCGUCAACGAAUUCCGGCAUUGGAAACUCUACAUGUUGGUCCGGUGAGCUGUGGAAAGCAGCACUCCCUGGCCGGCUGUCACAAAGGAAGGGUCUUCGCGUGGGGAUCUGGUUCUGAAGGACAGCUGGGAACUGGAGAAUUUAAGGAAAUAAAUUUUAUACCUAAGAAGAUAGAAACUCUGACUGGUAUAAAAAUUAUACAAGUUUCCUGUGGAUGCUACCACUCCCUGGCACUAUCAGAAGAUGGCCAAGUGUUUUCAUGGGGAAAGAACAGCCAUGGGCAGCUGGGCCUGGGGAAGAAGUGCACCUCUCAAGCCAGCCCGCGGAGGGUGAGGUCCCUGGAGGGGAUCCCGCUGGCACAGGUGACUGCAGGAGGGGCCCACAGCUUUGCCCUGUCUCUCUCUGGGACUUCAUUUGGCUGGGGAAGCAACAAUGCAGGGAAGCUGGCCCUCGGAGGGAAUAAUGUCCCAGGUAACAAGAGCUACAAGCCUCAAUCAGUUGGUGUACUGAAGACUCUAGGUGUGAUUUAUGUCAGCUGUGGUUAUGAGCACACUGCAGUGCUUACCAAGGAUGGGAAAGUAUUCACAUUUGGAGACAAUAGCUGUGGACAGCUGGGACACAGCCCCACUGCUGAGAAGAGGGGUCCGCAACUGGAAAGAAUUGAGGGCCUAGUUUCGCAGACUGUGGAAGGUAGUUAUCACACCCUUGUGUAUGUCUAUACCACUAGUCAGGGGGUGUCUUUUGGUUGUGGACCAAGUUGCACAAGCAGCUCACCUCAUCCGGGGGCUCUGGCAGAGAACUUUGACAUUAGCUGCCUGAUUUCUGUUGAUGACCUUGCGGAUGUUCAAGUCAACCACAUUUUUGCUGGAACGUAUGCCAACUUUGUGACAACUUACCGUAAGGAUACUAGUUCCACCAGUGUUUCCAGGAAAACCCUGCCAGAAAUAAGCUGAAUUAACCAGUCGCUGACAGAAAAAUGGAUGGCAGUGGCAAGAGGAAGUGCAGAGCAUGAAGUGGCUGAGAGGGAAAUUAGAGUGGUAUUUUCAUCUCCUGCUUGUCUGACUGCAAGUUUUUAAAGAAAAGAAUCUGGAAAAACUCUUUCCAUUGAUGUGGACUUAGAAAGCGAGCAGUUAACAAAAAAAGAAUGGAUUUCUUCUAUGAUAACAACACGUCUCAGGGAUCCUCCGCUCAGAGCUCUUCCGUAUCGUUCUCCACACCAAGAAGCUUUAUCAGUCUUCCUUAUGCUCCCAGAGUGUCCUGUCAUGCAUGAUCCUAAGAACUGGAUGACUCUGGUGGUUCCGUUUGCAGAGGCUGUUCAUAACAUGACUGGCCAAUCUUCACAAGUCCUGAGGCAGUGUUGGGCAUCUUUGCAAGCAUCCUCUCUCAACACACUGGUCCAGAUGCUUAAAACUGCCAUCGUCUCUGUUUUUUGGACUGAAACCAUUCAUCACCACAAUGUUAAAGCUCUUCUAGAAGUGAUGAAAGAAGUGUAUAAGGUAAACAAAGCUAAUUGUCAACUACGAAAUACUUUCAACAUAAAUGAACUAUCCACUUUGUUGAACUUCUAUGAAGAGAGAAGAAGAGUGAUCUGUAGGGAUAAAAACCUGAUACCUGCAGAAAACCUCAGUCCCAUUAUUUUCAGUGAUUUUCCAUUUGUCUUUAAUUUGCUCUCCAAAAUUAAAUUAUUGCAAGCUAAUUCCCAUAUAAAAAUGCUGAUAUUGGAAGGGAAAGAGUGCAUGGAUUUUGGGCAAAUAAUUCUGCAAGGAAAGGAUGAAUCCCCUCCAUUUACACUUAGAGUCAGACAGAGUCACCUAGUUGAAGAUGCUCUGCGUCAGUUAAGCCAAGCUGAAGUCACUGACCUCCGGAAAAUAUUAGUGGUUGAAUUUAUUAAAGAAAUUCGUUCUGUGGGAGAAGGGGUGAAGUCCGAGUUCUUCCACGGUAUAUUUGAAGAUAUGACCAAGAAAGAAUAUGGGAUGUUCAUAUAUCCUGAAGAGUGUUCCUACGUGCGGUUUCCUGUCAACCCUAAAUUUGAGAAGAAGAGCUAUUUCCUCUUUGGGAUGCUGUGUGGACUCUCCCUGUACAAUUUUAAUGUCGUCGACCUCCCUUUCCCACUGGCUCUGUUUAAGAAACUUCUGGACCAAGAGCCAUCAUUAGAAGAUUUAAAAGAACUCAGUCCUCUUUUGGGGAAGAAUUUGCAAGAAGUUCUAAAUGAUGAAGCUGAUGACAUUAAAGAAGUACUUGGCAUACGUUUUUCUAAGUGGGAAGAGGCUCCUGAGUCGGGCAAGGGUCACAUCAUGGAGGCCUUUUUGAUCCUGCUAAAGAGGAAAGACUAUGUUUCUAAGUGUGUUGAUUACAUUUUCAACACCUCUGUCAUGGCAGUUUAUAAGGAAUUUCAGAGAGGAUUUCAUAAAGUCUUUGACAAAGAGAUACUUAAACAUUUCCAGCCUGAAGAACUAAUAACAGCAAUAGUUGAAUAUGACUGGAAACAAUUUGAAAAGAAUUCAAGGUAUGGUCCAGGAUACUGUAAAUCACAUCCUACGAUACUGAUGUUUUGGAAUGCUUUCCAUAAAUUAACUUUGGAUGAAAAGAGAAAAUUCCUCUUUUUUCUUACAGGAAAUGAAAGGCUGCAUGUAAAAGGCAUACGGAAAGUGGGAAUCCUAUUUCGCUGUCCGGAAACUUUCAGUGAAAGAGAUUUCUCAAGAUCACUGACAUGUCAUAAUAUUCUGGACCUCCCUAAAUAUUCUGCAAUGGAAAGAAUGGAGGAAGCACUUCAAGUAGCCAUCAACAGCAACAAAGGAUUUAUCUCACCCACGGUCACAGAGUGAUAGUGGCCUUCCAAGAGGCUCAGAUCUCAGGUUCUCUCACCCUUCCAUCCUUCUGUUCUUCUUAGUACAAAGUGUGGGCAGAUUUUAGUUAGAAUU
Molecule: messenger RNA, 3096 nt
Organism: Eubalaena glacialis (North Atlantic right whale)
Lineage: Eukaryota; Metazoa; Chordata; Mammalia; Artiodactyla; Balaenidae
Gene: HERC6
Product: HECT and RLD domain containing E3 ubiquitin protein ligase family member 6
Biological process (GO): ubiquitin-dependent protein catabolic process; protein ubiquitination
Molecular function (GO): ubiquitin protein ligase activity
Source: RefSeq, a predicted model, not a curated record